Molecule: messenger RNA, 2052 nt
Organism: Caenorhabditis briggsae
Lineage: Eukaryota; Metazoa; Nematoda; Chromadorea; Rhabditida; Rhabditidae
Gene: Cbr-ser-1
Product: Protein CBR-SER-1
Exons: 6
Coding region: 1-2052 (683 amino acids)
Biological process (GO): G protein-coupled receptor signaling pathway, coupled to cyclic nucleotide second messenger; chemical synaptic transmission; serotonin receptor signaling pathway
Cellular component (GO): membrane; dendrite
Molecular function (GO): neurotransmitter receptor activity; serotonin binding; G protein-coupled serotonin receptor activity
Source: RefSeq, a predicted model, not a curated record
AUGCACGUCGAAUUUUUUUCGCACGCUGCGCCGCCUGAGGAUCCUUACGCAGCAUUUGCGAAUGAAUCAUUCGCGACGACUGUGGUCGCACCACACUUCUCCACAACGAGCGUAUGGUCGAUAAGAAUUCAGCUUAUCCCACCAAUGGGAAUCUAUCAUAUUAAUGGGUUCGCACUGUUCUUGUUGCCGGUUUUGUGCCUCAUCGGAUUGGUUGGAAACUUUUUGGUGUGCGUCGCCAUUGCCACUGACCGACGGCUUCAUAAUGUCACCAACUACUUCCUGUUCUCACUAGCUCUAGCGGAUCUUCUCGUCUGUUGCAUUGUUAUGCCGUUGAGCAUAGUCGUGGAAGUUAAGCAUGGGGUAUGGACUUGGAGUAUGUCACUAUGUCUACUGUACAUCUACUCGGACGUGUUUCUCUGCUCCGCUAGCAUUGUUCAUAUGUCGGUCAUCUCACUGGAUCGCUAUCUCGGAAUCUCUCAGCCUCUACGAAGUCGGAACCGAUCUCGGACCCUGAUUGUUCUCAAAAUCACAUUUGUUUGGGUAGCAACUUUACUGGUUUCUUGUCCUAUAGCGGCUCUAGCGGUUAUAGAUCAGAACAACAUUCUACAGGACAAUCAAUGCAUGAUAUUCAGUCGCUAUUACAUUAUCUACGGCUCCACCAUGACAUUCCUGAUUCCUCUUGGGAUCAUGUCCAUCACCUACACCAAGACCACAAAGCUUUUGAAAAAGCAAGCGUCAAUUUUAAGCCAACGUGCUGACGAUAGGUCGAACGGCAAUGGGCUACGGAGAACAAUGAAUCAUCGGAAGUUGGGAUACUCCAGAACCUACUCAGCACAGGUCAACGGAACACAUGUCAACGGACGAGCCAUCGGAGCACAUGGACGGACCAUGUCAAACAUUGAGAAUAUCGAGAACGGAGACUCUGAUCGACUGGGCACAAACCGCCCAUCCAUCAAUCGCAAUGGCCACAAGACGCUACAGAAAGCGUCGACGAUCAACAGAUGGAAGACCAGAACAUCCGAUCUUUAUAACGCCAUCACCAAUAAAGUCAACCGUCGCAGUUCUCUUCAGACCGCCACCCAAGACCUCGCCAAUGAGCACAAAGCUACCCGUGUUCUUGCCGUUGUCUUCGUAUGUUUCUUCGUCUGCUGGACACCAUUCUUCUUUAUCAACUUCGUCGUUGGAUUCUGUGGCCAUCACUGCACUUUACCAUCUUGGUGUGGAACGCUGUUUUUGUGGCUCGGAUAUGUCUCCAGUACUAUCAACCCAAUCAUCUACACGGUCUUCAAUAAAAGAUUCCGUCAAGCCUUCGUGCGCAUCCUUCGAUGCCAAUGCAUGCACCGUCUUCGGGAUCCUAGUCAGAUGUACUCGCGCAACUACACCACCACUAUUGUUCCAGACACCUACACUUGCUCACGCUCCAACCACGAGCGCAACACGUCUGUAGUCGUUCGAGAUGACUCUCGAUCGGCUAGAAGUAUUGAGAGGACUGAUAUUAGCAGCCGAGCCAGAUCCGAGAUUUCAGAAGAUCCAGUUGGAAGAGUUCACAAUAGAUUGAUGUCAGAUAAGAAAAAGAUCUCACUGCCAUCAUUCCCAGGUACCAGCUCUUCUCGUGAUUCUCGUGUCACUACUGAAGACAUCACGACAGACGAGGAAAACAAGCCACUUCUCUCCAAUGGUCAUGUUGCCGUGGUUGUGAAAAUCCCAGAGAAUAUUGUUAAUCCCAUCCGCAAGUCACUCACCACCAUCAUCAGCAAACAAAUGAUAGACGAUACCAUCCCGGAAAAAUCUCAAAUUCAUCAUAAGAAUCAACGAUUGCUCACCACAUCGGCUCUCACUGUUUCCCAUCAAUCAAAUGGAUCCGUUCAUAUUCCAAUCAGAUCAUAUUCCUGCGUAGACUGCAAGAAAGCUGACAAGAUGCUGGCAUCGGAUGUUACCGACAUGAUGACCACAUCCACCGCCAGUACAGCUUCCACAUCAAAUGACGUUCACCGUCGCCAUCUAACUCUCUUCAAUCACUUUGAUAGUGCUGUUAAGGAAACAUUCUUGUAA